GGUCCAGCGUCUGUCAUCCGCAGACACACGCUCACAGGCGGGCAGGCAGGGCUGUGCAUCAGAGGGGGAAGAACCGGGCGUCUUCUGACGGUGGAAGUAUCCGAGCAGCAGGAGCCCAGGGGCGGCCGGUGGGUGGAGGCAGAGAGUCCGCAGCACUAACCCACAGCCUCUUUGACAACCCGCGAGAGGAAGGAGCCGCCCGCGCCGAGCGACGUCCACGGUAAGGAGCUGCCUGAAGGCCAGGACCUCGACGGGUGAGAGAAGCAGACAACAGAGGGAACGAACAGACUGACUAUGGCGUCCAUAGCGGAAUACUACGCCGGCAAGAACGUCCUGAUCACGGGGGCCACGGGCUUCAUGGGAAAAGUGCUGGUGGAGAAGCUGCUGAGGUCGUGCCCCGAGGUCAAAGCCCUCUACAUCCUGGUCAGACCCAAAGCCGGGCAGUCCAUGCAGCAGAGGGUCAGCGACAUGAUGAAGUGCAAACUUUUCGACCGCGUGCGGGAGGACAACCCCGACUUCCACCAGAAAAUCAUCCCCAUCAGCAGCGAGCUGGUGCAGCCGGGCCUCGCCAUCAGCCCGGAGGACGUGGAGAAGCUCAGCGCCUGCAUCCACAUCGUCUUCCACUGCGCCGCCACCAUCCGCUUCGACGAGCCGCUCAAACACGCCCUGCAGCUGAAUGUAAUCGCCACGCAGCAGCUCCUCAGCCUGGCCCACCAGAUGCACCACCUCGAGGCCUUCAUUCACAUCUCCACCGCCUAUGCAAACUGCAACCGCAAGCACAUCGAUGAGGUCAUCUACCCGCCGCCCGUCGAACCCAAGAAGCUGAUCGAGUCCCUCGAGUGGAUGGAUGACAGCAUGGUGCGGGACAUCACGCCGCGCCUCAUCGGCGACCGGCCCAACACCUACACCUACACCAAAGCCCUGGCCGAGUACGUGGUGCAGCAGGAGCAGGACAAGCUCAACAUCGGCAUCAUCAGACCCUCCAUAGUGGGAGCCAGCUGGCAGGAGCCGUUCUCUGGUUGGAUCGACAACUUCAACGGGCCGAGCGGAGUCUUUAUAGCUGCCGGUAAGGGAAUCCUGCGCACCAUGAGAGCCAACAACGAUGCGGUGGCUGAUCUGAUCCCCGUGGACGUGGUCAUCAACCUCACUCUGGCUGCCGGCUGGUACACGGCUGUACACAGAAGGACAGCAGAAAAACAGAACAAUCAAAGACCUAAAACAGCUCUGGUGUACAACUGCACGACCGGCGGCAUCAACCCGUUCCACUGGGGAGAGAUCGAGCACCACGUGAUGUCGUCCUUCAAGAGGAACCCUCUGGAGCAGGCCUUCCGCCGGCCCAACGCCAACAUCACCUCCAACUACCUGAUCAACCAGUACUGGAUCCUGGUCAGCCACAAGUUCCCCGCCCUCCUCUACGACCUGUUCCUGCGACUCACCGGACAGAAGCCACAGAUGAUGCGCAUCUUUAAUCGUCUGCACAAGGCCAUCGGCCUGUUAGAGUAUUUCAGCAGCCAGGACUGGGAGUGGAACUCGGAGAACAUGAGCAUGUUGAUGAAUCAGCUCACACCAGAGGACAAGAAGACGUUUAACUUUGACGUGCGUCAGCUGAACUGGCCCGAGUACAUCGAGAACUACUGCAUCGGCACUAAGAAGUACGUCCUGAACGAAGACAUGUCCGACAUUCCUGCUGCCCGGCAGCAUCUGAGGAAACUGAGGAACAUCCGCUACACCUUCAACACUCUGCUGGUCGUCUUCAUCUGGAGGGUGUUCAUCGCCCGCUCGCAGAUGGCCCGAAACAUCUGGUACUUUGUGAGGACGGUGAACCAAACUGUCUGCAGCAACGCCUGUAUGAACUGGUUUCGUCAGAAUUGUUGUCACGGAGCUACAGGGCUAUUGUAACGGCGGCGGCAUUGUCAUGGAGCGUCAGGAAACCCGAGGGCAGGAGCUAGUUUACCGUAUGUUAACAAAACAGCAACACAUAAUCAAUAACGUCAUGUUCUUCUUUCUGGUGUCAUUUUGCAACAUGUCUGACCACCUGUGUUCCCGGCUCAGACAUCACGUCAUUCAAGUCUGCUUGGCAAAACUGAAAUAAAAAACAAGAGAAAAAGAAA
Messenger RNA from Hippoglossus stenolepis (Pacific halibut), 2111 nucleotides. Its product is annotated as fatty acyl-CoA reductase 1. The record is from RefSeq and is a predicted model, not a curated record. Gene Ontology annotation, molecular function: alcohol-forming very long-chain fatty acyl-CoA reductase (NADP+) activity. Gene Ontology annotation, cellular component: peroxisome. The transcript is spliced from 14 exons. The coding region runs from base 295 to 1899 and encodes 534 amino acids. Lineage: Eukaryota; Metazoa; Chordata; Actinopteri; Pleuronectiformes; Pleuronectidae. Gene Ontology annotation, biological process: long-chain fatty-acyl-CoA metabolic process.